UCAAGUCUGAAUUCUGAGUUUUCGCUUUCCUGCUUUUGGGACGUUUUGUUUUAAGCAGAAUUAAAAAAUGGUAGCAAUGGAAGUUGAUCAAUCUGAUGAAGAGUACCUGGUAAAUCGGGCUAAAGAAGAACUUAAGAGAGAUCCACACGCAGCGCGAGCAUGGAUGUUAACAGCCAAAAGUCUGUUUCCAAACAACUUCAGUGUCCAGUUUGAGGUCUACAACAUCGAGAAAGCCUUGAAGCAUGUAAAAGAAGCUGCACUUUGCUUCAGCACAUUAUUCCAGAAAUUCGGUCAAGAGCCUGUCAUCUGGCAAGAAGUCCAAGCUCUCACGAAGCCCAACAACAACAAUCCGGAAGCUGCAUUUUUGCAGGAAAUGUUUUCACACAUUCCACAAGAGGUUCAGCAAAGUGUGCUUGUGGCAACAGCUGAUAGGACAGAAGACACUAUGGAACAGUGUAGGAUUCUGCUUUUGCUGCUGAAAAAGUUCCCUCUCACAGCACCCCAUCAUGCGCCCAAUUUAGUGGAACUGCUUUUGGCAGCAGAGAGGCAUGAUAAUUCUGGCUUCCUUAAUUCUUAUCAGAAAUUCCUGGUGGUUCAGGUCCUUCCCAUCAUCGGAGAAAACAAUAGCAUCGUUCUAUUGCCAAAGUACAUCUUCAAACUCCUUCACAAAGCCAUAGAUUUGUACUGCAACCUGUUGCUGCAUCCCAACAAGGAUCACAUUUUAACUGAGGAAGAAAGAGAGGUUGCUGUAGCUGAUCCCUGGGUAGGACUGUUUUCAGUGCAGGAAUCGCUGGGAGCCAAACUUGGCUGGACCUUAAGCUCUCCGUCACCAUUAGGAAGCAACAAAGAGGUCUACUUCCAUAAGCUGAUGCACAUGUCAACCACUCGGUCUUUGAACGCAAGUCAAAUCAAGGAGCUGGUUUACUGCAGCACAACCUUCCUCCUCUUGUGUCUGCAUGAAUACUCAACGUUUCUAUCUACCACCACAGGCUCAAAUGGUGCGACGCAAGAGGUGCCACUGUUGCUGGUAGAAGCCUUCCUGAGUGAAACUCGCGAAACUGGUCCCAUUGCUGCCAAGAGGCCUCGAGUGAGGUCGACAGAGGAGGAGUUGCUUUCACUACCAACCAUCACGGUCAGUCCCAGUGGAUCUGCCAGUGCCAAACAGUCCUUAGUUCAAACCUUCUGGCUGGCAGUCAAAACUUGGGACCUACUGAAAUCCAAUGAAACCUUUCACAGAGAAUUUGUGCACCUAAAACAACAGCUGCAUCUGGAUGAUGGGCCGUGGCUAUUUACAUUCUUGCAGGACAAAGCUCUGCUACGAGGCCUGCCAUACCCUGACGAAGAGUUCCCCUCGUCGCCGCCCAUCGCGCCCUUGCCGAACAUGCUGCGUCUGGCAAGCUCUGCUUACAUCAUGCGCAAUUAUUUGAAAGCUAGUGAGUUCGCGAUUAAUGCGGUCAACUUCCUGCCUUCCGGUCCCUCUGGCCAACUGUCGACUGGUCUGCGCGCCCCGAGUCCGUCCAGACGGCACCUCCAUUACCUGGCUCUGAUCAAAGUCGAAGUGCUGCAAUACUGCUCCAAGCUUCUUACGCAUUGCUUACAGGAAAUGUUAGGCAGCCCAGCAGGCGACGCAGCUUUGGGACACAGUCUGGUGCUGCUCCAGCUUGAUUGGCCGCAGGAAGAGGAGCUAGCCACGAGCCUACUGAAGCAGGUGACCGUGAUGCGGCGAUUCAGCUAUCCACUCUUCACCAGAUACAUCAUCAACGUCGACCUCUUGGAGGAAUUCACUUACCUCGCCUCCGAACAGGGUGGUUCUGUAGCCUUGGACAUUCUUCCCACUGCCACGACUCAGCUCCCUAGGAGAAUGGCAACCAGAGGAGUGGACAAGGGAGCGAAGGAGGACUUCAGACUUGCAAUGAAGAGACAAGUCGCUCGAAGCUCAGAGAACAUUCAAAGUUUGGUGCAACAGUUUUUAAUCAAUGAGAGAGCGGCAGUUUUACAGACUGUGUCAGGAAAUUUGAUGUGAGUCGACUCAACUUGUUGUUUUUCAAGUAUAACUUCUUGUUUAUUAACCACAA
Cloeon dipterum is the source of this 2075-nucleotide messenger RNA. RefSeq names its product integrator complex subunit 10 (gene IntS10). The coding region runs from base 68 to 2023 and encodes 651 amino acids. The record is from RefSeq and is a predicted model, not a curated record. Gene Ontology annotation, biological process: snRNA processing. Gene Ontology annotation, cellular component: integrator complex. The transcript is spliced from 13 exons. NCBI's taxonomy places the organism in Eukaryota, Metazoa, Arthropoda, Insecta, Ephemeroptera, Baetidae.